Messenger RNA from Botrytis sinoallii, 407 nucleotides. RefSeq lists its product as uncharacterized. The record is from RefSeq and is a predicted model, not a curated record. Lineage: Eukaryota; Fungi; Ascomycota; Leotiomycetes; Helotiales; Sclerotiniaceae. The transcript has 2 exons. Bases 177 to 407 code for a protein of 76 amino acids.
ACAACAUAAUUACGGCGUAAUUCUAGGUAUUGAUGACAGUGUCUUGCCUUUUUGAAAAGAAUGAGAAUGAUGAGGAUAUGAUAAAAAGAGAUACCAUUGAAGUCAGAGGAAAAAUAAUGGAAUGGUUAUGAGAGAUUGACUACUUAUUGACAAGAUGUCGCGAUUCAUCAUCCUCAAUGGGUAUCACUUUCAUCACUAACAAAGCAGCUCAAUUCGCACGUCACUCCUUCAUCACAAAACCAGCAAACAACAAUCUCAAAACACAAACGAUACAUCGCAUCCAUAUCCCAACUCUCCAGCCGUAUGAGGUUGACAUCCCUAACAAAAACACUCACGUUGAUAUCCGUGUGGCAUCGUCAUAUGCAGCGGGUAUUGAGGUCGGUGUGGGAUCGUUGACGGUGCUUUGA